Messenger RNA from Suillus plorans, 2350 nucleotides. RefSeq lists its product as uncharacterized. Gene Ontology annotation, molecular function: DNA-binding transcription factor activity, RNA polymerase II-specific; protein dimerization activity; RNA polymerase II cis-regulatory region sequence-specific DNA binding. The record is from RefSeq and is a predicted model, not a curated record. Gene Ontology annotation, biological process: regulation of transcription by RNA polymerase II. NCBI's taxonomy places the organism in Eukaryota, Fungi, Basidiomycota, Agaricomycetes, Boletales, Suillaceae. The transcript is spliced from 4 exons. The coding region runs from base 52 to 1938 and encodes 628 amino acids.
GAUCGAAAUCACAUAGUAUCCAUAUCUUCCACUUUGUAUCCUCAUCCUCUCAUGUCCAGCUAUAGUACAACAACAGUAAGACAAGAAGGUUUUCAGCUUCCUUCACCUGCACACACCGUUUCCUCACUGUCAGAGACGCCCACCUCUCCCCCUCCAACGUCUCCCAACAAUCUUUUCAUGCCACCAAACCUAUCUUUUCUUCCUGACUCAUUUCGUAAAUUUCCAAGCGCUGCUCAAGCUCAUUCUCAUCAUCAACCUACAACACCAAGUAGUGCCAUCGACUUCACCGACGAUCUUGCAACACUCAUCGACUCGCACCCUCACCAUGCAUCGCACGAACGCAGUACAUAUGAUGCAGACCCGUACCGUCACAAUAUCUUUGAUAUCAGCGCUCCUACAACUACCAGCCAUUACCGACCUCCAUCAUCAACCGAUAUCUAUCCAAACAGUCAACAACAACAUACCAAUGAUCUCCAUUUUAACAGUACCCUUCCUGCCUUAAAUAGCAGUAUGCGGUACGAACCACACCCAGAUCCGCCAUCACAUUUCGCGUACCGCCACACCCCAUCCCCGCACAACCCCAACUCGCCCAGUCGUAGCCGUUCACGCCCCCCAAGCAUCGGCCCCACCCGAACCUCCCGUCGUGAUCGCCGAGCUAAUAGCAUUAGUUCACAUGUAUCCGGCACUUCACCACCCCCUCCCCCCCGUCCUCAUGCCAUAGUUAUCCCCGGUAGGGGCGGUGGUUCAACUAUGGGCGGCUUUUUUGUUCCCGGUCAAGGCGAAUACUCGCUUCCCACACCCGAUAGUCUCACUCAUUCCUUUGGCGGGUUCCAGGGAUAUAAUGCGGCAACCACUUCAUACCCUACGCAACCCGGUUCAUUUGCUUCGCAAAACAAUGUGGCUGUAAAUUAUGGUAGUUUUAAUGGCCGUACCGGAACUCCCAGCAUGGGAAUCAGUCCCAGUGAAGUUUCUACUUUGGGCAUGCUUGGGAGCAGCACAACUUCUCCCCCUCCCCCUACCAAGGGAAAGCAUGAUGGCGAUGGUCUAUCAGAAAAGAGACGAAGAAGGCGGGAGAGUCAUAAUGCUGUUGAGAGAAGGCGGAGAGAUAACAUCAACGAAAGAAUCGGCGAGCUAGCAGGGCUAAUUCCAGGGGUGUUGUUUGAAUGUGAUGCCCCACUCAUUGCUCCAACAUCCCCCACACUCCUCAGCGCAACUUCACCUGCAGUGGAAAACGGCGAUCUCUUCUCACUCCCCCUCCUCCCGGAUGCAGCAAACUCCGAUGAGGGUCUCGCUGACGUUCCUGAGCAUGGGGUACCCGGCGCUCCCAACGGGAAUGCUGUGAAAAAGGAUCCAAGCGAAGAUGGAGAUGAUGGCCGAGGUAAUGCGAAUGGUGGUGUGAAUGGCGGUAUUCCUACGAACGGGAUCACUACCGCAAAUGGCUCUGAACCACAAAUGAUCAAGGCAAACAAGGGGAUGAUUUUGAGGAAGAUACGUGCAUCUGUUUACUGCAUAUGCGCCUUUCCUCGUGGUGAUUCACCUGAAAAUCAUUCAAUUACUGACUCUGCUUCCCAGUCCGUGGAAUACAUCCGUUAUCUCCAACAGCUCGUCAGCGUCCAAGCUUCACGCGGCCGAGAUCUCGAAGAGCGCAACCGCACCCUCGAGCGCGAAUUGGCAGCAAUCCGCGGAACCCCCAUCCCCUCCUCCCGCUCUGCCUCAAACUCAAACUCUGCAGAGUCAUCCAGACUUUCCCUCGUGUCGUCACAAACGUCCCUGCCACCCUCAUGGGAAGCUGAGAGGAAAUGGGAGAUGGACGUUGAGGAUCGGGGCGAGGACGAGGAACGUGGUCGGGGACGCGUGCGUGCGAGGAAAGAGGACGUUGGUACAAAAACACGGGAGGAUGAUGUGGUUAACGGGGAGGAGCGCAAUAUGGAGAUAUGACGGUAUCAGCUGGCGACAUCACAGACGCCUCGCAGAUCUACACCCAUACGCUCUGGCACAUUCACUUCAUCAUGCUCAUGCUCACGUCCCUUCAUGCCUGCACGAUCUUCUUUCAUGUGUUUUUCCCGCGUUUUAUCUCUCUUUUAUCACCUGCCUCCCAUGCACACUGUAUCAUUCAUAGCCAUGCUUUGGUUUCCUGUGUUAUUUCUCCUUAUUGGGUCUUUUCGUCGUUCUUGACUACAUAACGCCUCCACCUCUUGAACUUUGCCCUAUACGAGCACAGGGGUCUUAUGGAAUUUCUACCCCGAACAGUGCCUUUUAGUUUUACCCACCCAGCACCACCGCAAUCGGGCAGCAUGGCCCGAUGACGCUAUUUUGAAAUCUGCAUUGCAACACCGUUGAAGCCGAUGCC